Messenger RNA from Rhizopus microsporus ATCC 52813, 929 nucleotides. RefSeq lists its product as uncharacterized. Lineage: Eukaryota; Fungi; Mucoromycota; Mucoromycetes; Mucorales; Rhizopodaceae. The record is from RefSeq and is a predicted model, not a curated record. The transcript has 3 exons. The coding region runs from base 433 to 747 and encodes 104 amino acids.
UUUCCUGGUGCAUGUAGUGUUUCCCAAAAGAAUUGAAUUGUAUUAUAGCUAGCAUUGAAAGCUAUGGGAGAAGAAAGGAAAAAUGAAGCGUGGCUUUGCAAGCAUCUAUCAAAUUGGAAGCUAGAGCGGAAGCACUCAAGAUUGUUAUAGGCAUUUGAUGAACACAACUCCGUAUUGACAUUAUGCAAUGAAGCUUUUUUAGUGCACAAUAUUGCUAACUAUCAAAGUAAAUACGAGCGCUUCAUCGACAAGUUAAAGAAAUAUGGCUUCAAAGUCGUAGUAUAUGUAAGAAAAAGCCCAUGUAAACUGUCGAAUGAUGCCUUAAUGGAUAAGCUUCAAAAAAGGAUCGAAUAUUUGAAGGAAAGGUCGCUUAUUGAAUUUGCAUAGGUUUCUUCACGAAGCUGUGCCGGAAGCCCUAUUGACUCCAGAGACAUGUCUAAUACUGUUGAAGAGCUUGAGAAAAUGGAGUUGUGGCAUUGUGCUGGGAGCACACAAACUCUUUUAUCAAAGUUAUCAGCAAAUAGUAAAAAAGUAUGCCUUAUAAUCGUCGAUUACGCAGCACUUUUCACGAAUGCCGAUUAUAUCAGAACUUUGGUCAAUAAUUAUAAUUCUUUAGAAUGCAUUGUGGUCGAUCGGUUUCACGAAACUGGAAAGUAUGAAGUACACAGUCGCGAUAAAAUACUCAACAACAACAACUAUUUGAAGUCUUUUGCGUGCCGUGAAGUCCCUUCCCGUCGUUCUAAAUGAUACCUACGUUUACGUAGUGGGGAAAUCACGGUCAAUAGCCCCUCUCAUUCUUUUCCUUUGGAUUAUGCAUUGUCUUAUCUUACAUUAUUUUAUUAAAAGCGCCCAGCACACUCUUGUCAGUCUUUCUUGUAUUCCUCUUUUUUUUUUUUUCCUAUUUUAAUCCAUCAUUACCUUCUCCUUAC